Molecule: messenger RNA, 456 nt
Organism: Linnemannia hyalina
Lineage: Eukaryota; Fungi; Mortierellomycota; Mortierellomycetes; Mortierellales; Mortierellaceae
Source: the annotation of a GenBank genome assembly
AUGAAUUCAGGAUCCGAUUUUGACGUCGAAGCACACGAUUACGACGGCCUAUUGAAGGGCUCAAACUCGCUCGGGAGUAUCACCAACGGGGCCACACCCUCCGUCAUCCUCCAACAGCAGCAGCAAGCAGGAUCAGCCGCCACAGGAGCACAGCAGCCCGCGCCUUCUUCCCCCUCCACCGCCGCAGCCCACGCCGCACAACACCAACAUCAAUAUCAACAGCCACAGCCACAGUAUCGUCAACAGCAGCAACAGCAACAACAGGCAAUGAACGACUCGGCGAUGGGAAUGCCAUCAGCAACGUCUCCUCCGAUGAUGGGGGCACUUCCGAGGGGACCGACGUUUAUGGGCCCCUCGGGCGUGUCCGAGGUCAAGUUAAAGCGGUUCUUGGAACACAAUCAGCGGCUACGGGAACACCUUGAGAUGCGCCGGAUCCCUGUCUCCGAGGCCACCUGA